GUCGUCGCCGUUCACCUACCCGAGUACCCCUCAAUUUAUUCGCGGGUAUUGCGGACAGGGGUCAAUGUUCCGCAACCCUCCACUCCCGAAUUUUCGCCCCGCCAAUGCCCGAUGAUAGAGCAACAGUUGAAAAUGACAACACCAAAUGUCUAAUGUUUGUUGUUGAUAUUUAUCUAUUUUUGUCCACCUAAUGCACCAUGGCAAAUGAAAUCACAGUGAAUGGGGCAUGUCGGGCGAUUAGUAGGCUCUUAAUAAUCAAGCUGCAGGGUGUCGAAGCCUCCCUAUAAAGCACAUAAAGAGCGUUACUCUCUUGAAUUCCUAUCGAACUAUCUCAGAUCAAACUCGAAGAGUCAUGAGUACCACAAUGAAAGCACUUCGACUCAUCCGCGAUGAUCCUGCAGCAGCACCAAAGUUAGUUCUCCAGGAUGUCCCAAAACCUACCUUGAUACCAAACCACCUCAUCAUCAAAGUCCACGCUUCAGCCAUUCAUCCAAGCGACCUCCUAAAUUCUAAAGGUGGCUUCCCCUAUACUACAUUUCCCCGAACUCCAGGGCGCGAUUUUUCGGGAAUCGUAGUGGAUGGCCCAUCUGAUCGAAUCGGGCAAGAAGUUUACGGUACCAGUGGAAACACAAUCGCCUUCACCCAAGACGGUUUUCAGGCCGAAUAUUGCCUCGUUCCGGAGAAUGCUGUCGCGCCGAAGCCAGCAAAUCUCUCGUUUACUCAAGCAGCUUGUGUUGGCGUUCCGUUUACGACUGCAAGUCUUGUUCUCUCACGGGCACAUGCCAGGAAAGGCGAGACGGUGUUGGUGACAGGCGCAAAUGGUGCUGUUGGUUCGGCAACCGUUCAAUUGGCGAAGUGUAUGGGUUGUAGAGUGAUAUCCGCUACUAGAAGUGACAAUGAUGACGUCAAUACUGCUACUGAUCCGGAACUCAAUGCUGUUGAUAUGAUAACGGAUGGAAAAGGUGUGGAUAUUGUUGCGGAUACUGUGGGUCAACCUACUUUGGUACAGGCUGCUGUCAAUAAACUUGCAAGAGGAGGCAGAUUGUCAUUUAUCGCAUCACCUAGAGGUGGCGCCGAUACGGGAUUGACAUUAGAUAUGUUGAGUUUCUAUCGGGGAGAAAAGUCGUUAGUAGGGUGCAAUACAUUAGCACAUGGUGUCGAGGAUCUUGCGGUUCAAUUGAAGGAAAUGACGGGUAAAUUCGAAGAUGGGUCGUUGAAGGGAGCAGAAAAAAAAUCAUGGACAGAGGUCAAGAUUGAAAAUGGUGUUGAAGCGUAUGAAAAGGCAUCGCAAACAAAGGCCGGGAAAUUUGUGAUUGUAAUGAAUUGAAGCUCCUGAAAAACUGAUCGAGACUUUUUCUUUGCUCGGAAUUGUUCCAAAAGUUUGCCACAAAUUGCUUUCGGCUUGGAAUAUUGGUACUCAGAUCUUCCAGAAUCAUCGAGUCUCACAUUCUUACAACGAGGGAUUCAAUACUGUUGCUCGAUUUUA
Botrytis cinerea B05.10 is the source of this 1486-nucleotide messenger RNA. RefSeq lists its product as hypothetical. Gene Ontology annotation, molecular function: oxidoreductase activity. The coding region runs from base 353 to 1327 and encodes 324 amino acids. The record is from RefSeq and is a predicted model, not a curated record. NCBI's taxonomy places the organism in Eukaryota, Fungi, Ascomycota, Leotiomycetes, Helotiales, Sclerotiniaceae. The transcript has a single exon.